AUGGUGGUAUGGAGUAGUGAUAGUUUUAGAAUGAAGGAAGUCUACAAGGCUUUGCACCCUAAUAAGAAUCAGAUGUCUUGGAAGGAGCUGAUGUUUGGGAAUCUAGCUAGGCCCAGGGCUAUUUUCCAACUGUGGAUAGCAUGCCAUACAAGGCUGCCAACAAGGAGCAGGUUGAUGAAAUGGGGCUUAAUUGAUCACAAUAAGUGCAGCUUCUGUGAUGCAGUGGAAACUCAACAACAUUUGUUGUUUGAUUGUUCUCUGAUGAAGAAUGCGUGGAAAAAGGUUCUGAACUGGAUCAAUAUCCAACAUGAGCCUCUGAACUGGGAUAGGGAGUUGGAGUGGAUUGUACUGAAUUGUAGAGGGAAAAGUAAGAGAGCUGCUAUGUUAAAAUUAGCUAUCACUGAAUGUAUAUAUGAGGUAUGGAGGUAUAGGAAUGAGAAGAGUUUUGAUACAAACACAAAAGAUAGAAACAUAGAGGAAAGAGUUAUAGAAAUGAUUGUGUACCGGGGCUGGCAUAAUAGUAAGAUGAGAGAUUAUGUAGCACAGUUGAUGGUGCAAUAG
Molecule: messenger RNA, 561 nt
Organism: Vicia villosa (hairy vetch)
Lineage: Eukaryota; Viridiplantae; Streptophyta; Magnoliopsida; Fabales; Fabaceae
Exons: 1
Coding region: 1-561 (186 amino acids)
Source: RefSeq, a predicted model, not a curated record